This is a messenger RNA of Anthostomella pinea, 1446 nucleotides long. The record is from the annotation of a GenBank genome assembly. NCBI's taxonomy places the organism in Eukaryota, Fungi, Ascomycota, Sordariomycetes, Xylariales, Xylariaceae.
AUGGCGAGACUCAACAUCGAAAACAUCAACCAGCACAUCGUCGAGGCCAAGUACGCCGUGCGCGGUGAGCUGGCCGUCAAGUCCGAGGAGUACCGCGCAAAGCUCAAGAAGGGUGAGGGCAAAGACCUGCCCUUCUCCGAGGUCAUCAGCGCCAACAUCGGCAACCCCCAGCAGCUCGACCAGAAGCCCAUCACCUUCUUCCGCCAGGUGCUCAGUCUGCUCGAGAACCCGAAGCUGUUGGCGCACGAGGAUGUUUUGGUGAAAUCCCUGGACUACAAGGUCGAUGUGCUGGAGCGCGCCAGAUGGUUGUUAAGCAAUGUCGGCAGCGUGGGAGCUUACAGUGCCAGCGCCGGUGUUCCUGCCAUCAAGGGCAGCGUAGCCAAGUUCCUCGAGAGAAGAGAUGGUUUCAAGGCCGACCCUGCGCACAUCUACCUCUCGGCCGGUGCCUCGUCUGGUGUCAACACCCUCCUCCACAUCCUCUGCGCCGCUCCCAACUCCGGCAUACUCGUCCCCAUCCCGCAAUACCCGCUAUACACCGCCUCUCUCGCAGUCCUGAACGCCACUUGCGUGCCGUACUACCUCGACGAGGCCGCCAACUGGGGCACGUCGCUCGCCACCAUCAAGGAGGCCUACGAGAGCGCCAAGUCCGCCGGCACUGAUGUGCGUGCCAUCGUCAUCAUCAACCCGGGCAACCCGACGGGCGCCUCACUCUCCGCCGCCGACAUCAAGUCCGUGCUGGACUUCGCCGCCCAGGAGAAGCUCGUCGUCAUGGCCGACGAGGUGUACCAGACCAAUGUUUUCGUCGGCGAAUUCACCAGCUUCCGACAGGUGCUGCUGGAACAGCAGAAGGAGAAGCCGGGCAAGUACGACUCGGUCGAGCUCGCCUCGCUGCACUCCAUCUCCAAGGGCAUGGUCGGCGAGUGCGGACACCGCGGCGGCUACUUCGACCUUAUCGGCUUUAAGCCCGAGGUCGAGGAGCAGAUCUACAAGUUCGUCUCGAUUACGCUGUGCGCGCCCGUCAUCGGCCAGUGCCUCGUGGAGAUGAUGGUCAACCCACCCAAGAAGGGCGACCCGUCCUUCCCGCUGUACGAGCAGGAGUUCAGCGGCAUCUUCGAGGGCCUCAAGAAGCGCGCCUCGGCGCUGUAUGACGCCUUCAAGAAGAUGGAUGGCGUCGAGUGCGGCGAGCCACAGGGCUCCAUGUACCUGUUCCCGACCAUCCACGUGCCGGCCAAGGCGGCCGAGGCCGCGCAGAAAGAGGGCCGCUCCCCGGACGAGUUCUACUGCAUGCGCCUGCUCGAGGCCACCGGCGUCUGCGUCGUGCCCGGCAGCGGCUUUGGCCAGAAGGAGGGCAGCCUGCACUUCCGCACCACGUUCCUGGCGCCGGGAACCGAGUGGGUGGGCUCCAUUACGAAGUUCCACCAGGAAUUCAUGGACAACUACAGAUGA